AUGGGGCUGAAGCGUCUCAACGUCAUUGCGGCUGUUGCAAAUAACGGUGGUAUUGGAAAGGAGAAUAAGCUGCCAUGGAAAAUUCGGGAGGACAUGACUUUUUUUAGUAGGAUAACAUCAACGGCCCAAGAAGGCAAAAAGAAUGCAGUGAUUCUUGGGAGGAGGACGUGGCUUUCUUUUCCACCAAAGUUUCGUCCCCUACCAAGUCGAAUCAACGUGGUUGUGUCCACACAACUCGAAUCAGUACCCGAAGGUACUCAUCUUGUCAAAUCAUUUGAAGAUUCUUUGCAUCUGCUUGAAUCUCUCAUCGACAGUGGCCAAGUAGACGAGGUCUUUAUCAUUGGAGGUCAUGGCUUAUACAAGGAGGCACUGGAACAGGAGGUAUAUCCUGUUCGUCUCUACUAUACACACAUUAUGAAGGAUUUCGAUUGUGACACCUUCUUUCCUUCUGUUGAUUGGGAGCGAUUCAAACCCAUUCAGUUGGAUACGGUGGAUUCGGACCUGAGGCACUCCGGAGAUAUCGAAUUCCGAUUCGCUGUCUACGAGAAACAGCCGCAUCCCCUUAAUGAUCAUUAA
Molecule: messenger RNA, 576 nt
Organism: Echinococcus granulosus
Lineage: Eukaryota; Metazoa; Platyhelminthes; Cestoda; Cyclophyllidea; Taeniidae
Product: Dihydrofolate reductase
Exons: 5
Coding region: 1-576 (191 amino acids)
Biological process (GO): glycine biosynthetic process; dihydrofolate metabolic process; tetrahydrofolate biosynthetic process
Cellular component (GO): mitochondrion
Molecular function (GO): dihydrofolate reductase activity; NADP binding
Source: RefSeq, a predicted model, not a curated record